Messenger RNA from Dromiciops gliroides (monito del monte), 954 nucleotides. RefSeq names its product vomeronasal type-1 receptor 1-like. Lineage: Eukaryota; Metazoa; Chordata; Mammalia; Microbiotheria; Microbiotheriidae. Gene Ontology annotation, molecular function: pheromone receptor activity. The record is from RefSeq and is a predicted model, not a curated record. Gene Ontology annotation, biological process: G protein-coupled receptor signaling pathway. Gene Ontology annotation, cellular component: membrane. The coding region runs from base 1 to 954 and encodes 317 amino acids. The transcript has a single exon.
AUGAAAUCUAAAGACAUAAUCCUGAGUGUUGCAUUCUUCUUUCAGACAGGAAUUGGGCUUCUUGGGAAUUUCUUCCUUAUUUGUCUCUUCAUCUUUGUGCUUCUCAGGGGACAUAGGAUGAGGUCUAUAGACCUUAUUGUCACCCAAAUAGCCUUGGCCAACUGCUUAGGGCUUCUCUCAAAGGGCAUCCCUCAGACAAUGACAUCUUUGGGUGUGAUGAAUUUCCUGGAUGACAUUGGCUGUAAAAUUGUUUUCUACCUUCACAGACUAGCUUGGGAACUUUCCCUCAGCAUGACCUGCCUCCUGAGUGGUUUCCAGGCCAUCACCAUCAGCCCCAGCAACUCCAAUUGGGCUGAGAUUAAAUCUAGAGCCCCAGAGUACAUCCUUCCUUCUAGUCUCUUCUGUUGGACUUUUCACUUGCUUUUUUGCAUUUAUAUUCCUUGGGGGAUUAAGGGACCAAGGUAUCCCCAAAAUAUCACUAAGAUACAGCAUCAUGGGUAUUGUUCUCACAAAAUUGCUUCUGGAUUUCAAGCCUCCUUAUUUGCAACUAUUCUUUCCCUUCCUGAUGCCAUGUGUGUGAUCUUCAUGGCCUCUGCCAGUGGCUAUAUGCUCUUUCUUCUAUACAGGCAUCAUAAGCAAGUUCAGCAAGCUCACCUUACCUGCCUCUCCCCCAGAGCCUCCCCUGAGACCAGGGCCACCAAAACUAUCCUACUGCUAGUAAGCACCUUCGUCUGCUCUUACUCACUCAACUGCAUCUUGACAACAUAUAUAUCUUUUGCAAAAUCCCCUCCCUGGUUGAUGCACUCCUCUGCUUUCCUGGCUUCAUGUUUCCCAGCUAUUAGCCCCUAUGUGCUGAUCAGCAGUGACUCACAAGUUAGCAGGAACCUCUAUGCUCUUUGUGGGAGGAAAACCCCACAUUUUGACCUUAAUAGCAAAUCAAUAUCCUCCACCUAG